AGAGGCGGGCGGCGGCGGCUUGGCGCAGCGCGGUCCAGGCGAGGCCGGCCAGCAGCAGCAGCAGCAGCUCGGCGGCGGCCAGGUGCGCGUGCUGGGCCCAGCUCCGGCGGCUCCGCUCCCAGCCACAGUCCGCACAGCCCCGCGCCGCGUCCAGCAGGCUCCGGUAGCUCCGCUGCAGCAGCUGCGCGUAGCCCGGCAUGGGCUCCGGCCCGGGCCCCGGCGCCAUGCCUGCCCGCUGCCCCCGCCGCCGGGCCCGCGGGGGACCCUCGCCCGGCUCCUGCCCGCUUGCCCGCCUGCCUGGCGCGCACGUCACCCACAGCGGCAGGGAGGGGAGAGGAGGACGAGGAGGAGGAGGAGGGGAGGGGCCCCGCCGGCUGUCUCGGGGCGGGGGGAGGAGGGUGGCCAGCACCGAGGGGGAAGAGGAGGGGGGGAGGUGCCCUGCGGGCCGCUGGGGCAGGAGGUGGGGGUGAGGGUGGUAGGAAGAGCAGGGUGGGCAGCACCGCGAAGGAAGAGCAGCUGGGGGAGAAGGAAGAGGGAAGGCGCAGGCUCCGCCCCCUGCCCCGCCCCCUGCCCCGCCUGUAUGCUCCCCAAAGUGGAGGGUGGCGACCCGUACACAAACUAGCUACUGCCACUACCCUUAGAAGCCCCCUUUUCCGACGGGGAAACUGA
Molecule: messenger RNA, 669 nt
Organism: Phascolarctos cinereus (koala)
Lineage: Eukaryota; Metazoa; Chordata; Mammalia; Diprotodontia; Phascolarctidae
Source: RefSeq, a predicted model, not a curated record